AUGUCGGUGAGAAAGAAUUUUUCCGACGAAGCACUAUGGCGAUCGGCUUGUGCUCGAGUUUGUAGAGAGGAAGAGGUUCUUGGCAAUGAACCUUUAUGUCUGUUGAAUGAUAGUGUAUGUAGGCGUGCCUGCGAAAUACCUUGCCACAUGAAAAAAUACGACGGUGUUCUAGACUGUGAGAAAACUUGCAGUGUCGAAAUAAGCGCAAGAAAUUGGACUGAAUUUGAAGUAUGCAAAAGUAACUGCAAGCUAGCAAGCAAAUUCUUUUUUAUUCCUUUAAGACCAUACGUAGAUUUUAAGAAUCUAUCGCUUCCCGAAUUUGAAAAAUAUAUUGGAACCGACCUAUCUUGGCCGGAUCUGCGAUGCAAUGAUAAAGGCUUUGUUGUAUCUCCACCUCCACAGCACGACGAUCCAUCUUCUCAUAGAAUGUACGAAGUUAUCGUGACUGACGUGAUCAACGAAAAUAGUUCUCAGCCGUUAUAUCGAUGUAAAGUAGUGAAAGAGCCGAAACUCGACUUAAAUAAUAUCGAUGAAAUAUUUCCAUUAUCCCAAAUACACAAGGGGUUAGCUGUUUCCAUCAUUGAUGCUGAACCAAGGUAUCUUUUGAAAGUGCCACAGUACGUUGUAAAAACAAAUAGCAAGGCCGCCCUUUACGUCAACGGAAAACUUGGUUUAAUUCCUCCCAAAGCUUCUACACCUUCCGUAGGAGUUAUCGCUACAACAAGCACCUUAGCAAAAACAACCGUUGAAGACACGAGCAAAUCGACUACUGAUUAUGCAACGACAACAACGGCAAAGACUGCUAAAUUGACAACAUCACCACCGGGAACGUCCUUAUCGGAAGUCACCUUAAUAGUAGUCCUAGCUGUUGUUGUUACGGUAGGCGCAAUAAUUGGCGCCUAUUUCAUAUAUAAAUGGCACAAGAAAAGAUCACCAGUUUUGAAAAAAGAAGAGGAAAUUACGAAAAUGCCUUCAAAGCUCGUGAAAGAUGUCUUACCACCGCCAAAUCUACCUGUGACAGGCGAAUGCCAAAACGAGAAAUGUAUUGAGCAAUAUAAGCUGUUGGAAAAAAGAGUUGAUGAAAUUUUAAUGGGAUUGAAGAAUGACCGUCCAGUUAAUCUAACACCAACCACGGUUUACAUAGCCACAGCCAACGUGUGCCCAACUGUCAAGACAUUAAUGCAGUCUUUACAAGCCCUUGAGUAUGAUUGUGCUCUUCCAGCAAUGGAGAAAGACAAGGCUUUUGAAGUUGGUGAUGGUCCUUGGACGUUUCAACGAUUAGCCUCAGCAAGCAAGAUUAUUAUGAUUGUAAGCCAAGAGCUGCUCAAAUGUAUUAGUCUCUUCGAGAAAACAUUAAGCGUUGGAGAUUCUGGUGGUACCUUUUCGAAUUCAGAACUUCGAAUGAUUUGUGAAUGGAAAUAUGCACUCAGUUUGGAGUAUGACUUUCCUACACAGAGUCGUCUUAUUUUGGCUGCAGUAGACGAUACUGAUAGUGAUACUAUCAAGAGUAUUCUCACUUUACAAUCCAAGUCUGUGCUAAGAUUGCCCGCUGAUCGAUGCAAAAUCUUGGCGGCUGUGACCGGUUUAUCGGAAUCAGAUUGUCGCGUUAACAUUACUGUACAGAAGACUAUGCCGGAGAAAAAGUCCGAUCAACCUGAUGAUCGAUUUGAAAUACCGCUAUCGGAUGAACUAUUAAGGGAAUUGUCAUCCUGUGAAGACAGUUAUGCAUCUGAUGAUGAUAGCGAUAUAUCAGAUAAUGACACUUUAAGUAUCAUUAUUAAUGAGAAUCGCCUUCCACCCCUAUUUGUUCCGGAUGUAAGUAUACCAAUAGAAGAUAUCGGACGUACAAAGACCCAAACUGAAAUGAUCGAUCCAUACGCUUAUGCCUAG
Messenger RNA from Trichoplax adhaerens, 1890 nucleotides. RefSeq lists its product as uncharacterized. The transcript is spliced from 9 exons. Lineage: Eukaryota; Metazoa; Placozoa; Uniplacotomia; Trichoplacea; Trichoplacidae. The record is from RefSeq and is a predicted model, not a curated record. The coding region runs from base 1 to 1890 and encodes 629 amino acids.